Messenger RNA from Cladophialophora immunda, 2417 nucleotides. Its product is annotated as nuclear transcription factor Y subunit beta, variant. The record is from RefSeq and is a predicted model, not a curated record. Gene Ontology annotation, molecular function: protein heterodimerization activity; RNA polymerase II cis-regulatory region sequence-specific DNA binding; DNA-binding transcription activator activity, RNA polymerase II-specific. Gene Ontology annotation, cellular component: CCAAT-binding factor complex; nucleus. Gene Ontology annotation, biological process: regulation of transcription by RNA polymerase II. Bases 848 to 1306 code for a protein of 152 amino acids. The transcript is spliced from 4 exons. NCBI's taxonomy places the organism in Eukaryota, Fungi, Ascomycota, Eurotiomycetes, Chaetothyriales, Herpotrichiellaceae.
CUUGUCUAUCCCAACCAAAAUCCAUCCAACCAUCAUCGACGUCUCUUUCGUCCACCAACUAUCCAUCGUCUUUCAACCUUGUCCAUCCUCUUGUCGUGUUGGCACCUGCAGCGCGCCCCUUGACCAUUCUACUAUAGGAUCCUUAAUUCUCACAGCGAUCCGACUCCCUCCAAUCGUCGCCCGCUCCCAUCGGCAAAACAUCAACACUCAUUCGUUCGUCCAUCUGUCUGCUCCCGCCUUGCCUCGCGCAUUCCAUCCAUUACCUGCAGCAACCGGCGACCCAAGCGUCUCAUCUGCAGCUGUCCGUCCCGGGCCCUCAAAGUCGCGCAGGGCAUAGCAUCACAGUCGCAUAGCAUCACGGCGCAGCCACCGCGCGGCGCAUUCUCGCGUGUCGCAUCGCCUCGCCUCGCGAUCCUGCUGGCCUGGUUCCCCAAGGUCCCAGCGAUCGGGUCUCGCUCCAGCUGCGACUAAACCCUCCUGUCCUUCCACGCUCCGUCAUUCGUGCGUAGACCGCCUCACAUCCCGCCACAGCCAUUCGACGCUUCUCCCGAAAACUCCCCAAGUCUCCCCAGUUGACGGUCCGCCUGCACGACAACGCAUCCCCCAUCCCAAAAGCCCCCCCGGUUCCCCGUCAGCCCUGGGAAGCGUGCCGACUGGGAAUCAUUUUGGGCACAAACAGAGCAGGAGAAGGGAUCGUCUGACCUCUUGCGCCGGGAGUGACGCAGGCCAGCAUUAGACAUUCUGCAUUGGUGUCGCCCCAGUGUGACGUGGUCAUCACCGCCAGCCAGACAAUCUUCGCCUUGCAAUUCGGCCGCUGCGGCUAUCCUCCAGAGGACAGGACUACAUCAUGUCGGCCUCCCCACCCAAGGAACCCGAUGUCGAACAAAACGCACAUUCUGGUGAAGAGCAGGAGCAUAUGGAUCGCGAACAAGAAGGAGCUCAAGGUGCCGGUUUGGACUUUGAAGUCAAGGAACAGGACCGAUGGCUUCCCAUUGCAAAUGUGGCCCGAAUUAUGAAGACCGCCCUGCCCGACAAUGCCAAAAUCGCCAAAGAAGCGAAAGAAUGCAUGCAAGAAUGCGUGAGCGAGUUCAUCUCGUUCAUCACCAGCGAAGCGUCCGAGAAGUGUCAACAGGAGAAGCGCAAGACGGUCAAUGGGGAGGAUAUCCUGUUCGCCAUGACUUCAUUGGGCUUCGAGAACUAUGCGGAAGCACUCAAAAUCUAUCUGUCCAAGUAUCGCGAAGUAAGUUUUGUGUCUUGUCUCCCUCUCCUUUGUCAGCUCGACGAGGAAAUCAAUCUGAACAAUUGAACUGAUUGGGAUGAGACCCAAUCCACAAGGGGCGAGAACCAGAACAGACCUACCAGCAGUGGCGGGUAUGGCGGUGGCAUCGGGCCCGGCAAUGUCCAGGGCAAUGCCGCGGCAGGCCCCCCCGGCUACCCAGGCGGGCAAUCCGACAAUGCCACCGAACUAUUGAAUCAGGGACACGGGAUGAACGCAAACGAUCACGACGCGACCGGUCCGUACGGCUAUCCCAGCGCCGUGUCCACCGGCCACAAUGGCGUCGCCGGCGACAACUUCUGAGUCGGCGGGAGAGUACGUCCGCGCAAGUCAAGAGAGCCAUGGGGCAACAGCGGACAGGUGUGUACUAUCUGCCAGUUCCUCGGGCACGGCCAGAUAGACGGUGAUGGUCGGGUAAGAUGGACGGGAACGGCGAAAAGGGAUGGAAAGAAGAGCGGAGGUCUAUUCGUUACUAAACACGUCAACUGUACAUGAGAACAGGUGCCGAGCAUGGAAGGAUACUGUAAGAAAAGGGGCGGGCUGUCUGACCAUGGAAGAACACAGAACGCAUCCGAGCUUAAAUGAAGAUUGACCGCAAUCGGAAAACCUGGCGGGGGGAAGUGACCAGAAACGGGAGGGCUACGAAAGGGCUGCAGAUUGGGUUGGAUAAGGAGAUCGACAGGAGCGAAUGAAUGAAUCAUGUCUCGAGAGUAUACGUGCAGACCAUCAUCGCAGACGCGCAAUGCUCUGACAGGAACUGACCUGAACAAAUCAGCUUAUCCAGGAGGAUUGCCACAGCAGGCCAGGGGUUCCGGAUGCCUUGGGGAGUGCCACGCACAAGGACUAUCGACUGAUGGUUGGCCGAUAUCGAGAGAGCAAAGGCCCUCAACAACGCUACGACGACAUUAUAGCUAGCCUUGCCAAUGUGACUGUGGCUCUUUCGAUGUACCAGGUGUACCUAUGCACGAGUACGCCCUUGAGUGACAAUAGGGCGGAAAGCGGAAUGGCGGCGGAGACAGGCCUUCCCGAAAAGGGAUAGUCACGAGGAGCGAGUCGAUAGGCGGGCCGUAUAUGCGGUGCUGUGAUUGGCCAGACUUGGACCUCACGCGAGUGGGCCGACGAUAAGCUGGUUCAAGCGCAC